Molecule: messenger RNA, 939 nt
Organism: Entamoeba dispar SAW760
Lineage: Eukaryota; Evosea; Mastigamoebida; Endamoebidae
Product: ubiquilin, putative
Exons: 1
Coding region: 1-939 (312 amino acids)
Biological process (GO): ubiquitin-dependent protein catabolic process
Cellular component (GO): cytosol
Molecular function (GO): polyubiquitin modification-dependent protein binding
Source: RefSeq, a predicted model, not a curated record
AUGAAAAUUAAUGUCCGAUUAACUUAUUCUUCAAACACAAUUGAAAUUAUAUUUGAUGACAAUGAGUUUAAUGGUAUGACAGUCACUGGUAUUAAAGAAAAAAUUCGCAACCAACAACCAGAUGUUGGAGAAUUUAGAUUAAUUUUUGCUGGUCGAGUAUUAAAAGAUGAUGAAGUAUUAAGUACUCUUGGUGUUAGUAACAAUGUUACAUUACACCUUGUUCGUUCACGUAGUCCUACUUCUGCCCCUUCACAACCAACUCCAAGUUCACAACCAACUCAACCAACCCCUCAACCCAAUGAACAAAAUACUUUUCAACAACCACAAAUGGGUAAUAUGCCUUUGCCUAAUUUUGGUGGAAUGGGAGGUUUUAAUGGAAUGGGAGGAAUGGAUAUGCAACAAGCUAUGAACAUGUUACAACAAAAUCCACAAAUGAUCGAACAAACUAUCAACUUUUUAACACAAAACCCACAAGCAAUGAGGGCUAUGUUAAUGAUGAAUCCACAAACUGCCCAAAUGAUGAAUAACCCACAAUUUAGUAUGAUGUUUGAUCAAAUGAUUAGUAACCCAGAAUUGUUACGAAUGAUGAUUAGUAAUAAUCCAAUGAUGGGAAUGGCUGGUAUGCAACAACCCCAAAAUGUUCAACAACAGAAUACCCAACCUCAAAAUGUUCAACAACCAAAUACCCAACCUCAAAAUGUUCAACAACAAAAUCCAUUUAAUUUGUUAUUCGGACAACCCCUUCAAAAUAAUGUCCCAAGUCAAUCACAAAACGUACAACCAACCCAAAGAAAUCUUCAUGAAAUUUAUGCCAAUCAAAUUAAUCAAUUAAAAGAAAUGGGAUUUUUUGAUGAAGAAGAAAAUCUUAGAGUUCUCCAAAGAGUUGGAGGAAAUGUGAAUGCUGCUGUUGAAUUAUUAUUGCAAGGGCCAGUUUACUAA